This is a messenger RNA of Capronia coronata CBS 617.96, 498 nucleotides long. RefSeq lists its product as uncharacterized. The coding region runs from base 1 to 498 and encodes 165 amino acids. The record is from RefSeq and is a predicted model, not a curated record. The transcript is spliced from 2 exons. NCBI's taxonomy places the organism in Eukaryota, Fungi, Ascomycota, Eurotiomycetes, Chaetothyriales, Herpotrichiellaceae.
AUGACCGAAGUCGACUCCGUGUGGGCCAACCGCAAAGACGCCCCGUCAGCGACAUUGAAGCUGCUGAAAGAUCCCACGACCCAGCUCCUCCCUGGCCUCACCGCCGUCAUCUGCGGAGGCCAUUUCCCAGGUAGCAUGGUCCUACAUUCCGCGCCGCCGAAUACUUCCCUGCCCACGCUGUUUGUGGCAGACACGAUCUUCGCAGUGGCUUCGUCCAAGAACCCAGAUCCGGGGAAACGGAAGGAUACCAUGUCGUACCAGUUCCUCUGGAGUAUUCCGAAUAUGAUCCCCUUGCCGCCAGAUACGGUCAUGCAGAUCUGGAAGGCUCUGAAACCGUUCGAGUUCAAGGCGACGUAUGGCGUCAUGGCGAAAAUCAGUAAUGUUUUUGAGAAACCCGGCCAAACGCUCAGCUUGAAGCAGAGGGUGCUGCAAAGCGCAAAAAUCGCUGUCAAGGCCAUGGGGUAUGCGGACCAUAGCAUUUUCGCGGAGAAGUUGUAA